This is a messenger RNA of Passer montanus (Eurasian tree sparrow), 767 nucleotides long. It is a transcript of the gene ZNHIT3, whose product is annotated as zinc finger HIT-type containing 3. The transcript has 5 exons. Gene Ontology annotation, biological process: box C/D snoRNP assembly; snoRNA localization; maturation of LSU-rRNA from tricistronic rRNA transcript (SSU-rRNA, 5.8S rRNA, LSU-rRNA). Gene Ontology annotation, molecular function: protein binding. The coding region runs from base 16 to 486 and encodes 156 amino acids. Lineage: Eukaryota; Metazoa; Chordata; Aves; Passeriformes; Passeridae. The record is from RefSeq and is a predicted model, not a curated record. Gene Ontology annotation, cellular component: pre-snoRNP complex; nucleus.
GCGGAAGCGGCGGCCAUGCGGGCACCGGGGCCGUGCGCGGAGUGCGGGGCGGCGGGCGCGGCCCGGUACCGCUGUCCGCGCUGUGCAGCCGCUUACUGCUCCGUGCCGUGCUGCCGCAGCCACCGCGAGCGCUGCGCGCCCGCUGCCCGGCGGGAGGAGGAGGAGGAGGAGGAGGAGGAAGCCGGGCAGGGAUCGCCCCCGGGCCCCGGCGGCAGCCCCCGCGCUCCGGAGGACAUCCCGGGCGAGGAGGAGGAGCAGGACCGCGUCCCGCCGCAGAAACUGCAGCUGCUGGGGGAGUCCGCGGAGCUGCGGGAGCUGCUGCGGAACCCGCACCUGCGGCAGCUGCUGCUGGGGCUGGAGCGCGCGCGGGACAGGAGCGCGCUGCUGCGGCGCCUGAUGCGCGAGCCGCUCUUCGCCGAGUUCGCCGACUGCUGCCUGGCCAUCGUGGAGCCCCCCGAGGAGAAGGAGAACCUGCUGCCCCACUGAGCUGCUUCCUUUGGCAUCGAGGUUUUUGUUGUGUGAGCUUUGCCAGAGCUGUGCUGUGUGUCUCGGUCACUGUGCCCUCAGUGUCAGUGCUCUGAGCUCAGCUGGCUGCUGGGACUCAUUUCUAGAUCCUUACCUGCAUGGAAAUUUGGGAUUGGAGUGGGGGGUUGAACUGGACACUCUGUGGCAGUUCAACAGAUUCUUUCUGUUGGCACAGAAAUGCUGGCGGCACAGGAAAUGUUACUUCACAGUGACAAUAUUAAAUAUAUUCGCAUUUAUUUUAA